Coccomyxa subellipsoidea C-169 is the source of this 948-nucleotide messenger RNA. RefSeq names its product HAD-like protein. The record is from RefSeq and is a predicted model, not a curated record. The annotation marks the transcript as partial. Gene Ontology annotation, molecular function: hydrolase activity. Lineage: Eukaryota; Viridiplantae; Chlorophyta; Trebouxiophyceae; Coccomyxaceae. The transcript has 5 exons.
CCGGAGGCAUUGCUUUUCGACUGUGAUGGAGUACUCGUAGACACAGAGGCAGAUGGGCACAGGGUCGCGUUCAAUGAGGCAUUCCGGCAGAAAGGGAUCAAACACGAGUGGGACUUGGAUCUAUACGGGGUGCUGCUCCAAACUGGGGGAGGCAAGGAAAGGAUGACCAGAUAUUUCACGGAACACGAAAGCGAGGAGCCUUUCCUCAGCAUCAAGGACGUGCAGCAGCGGCAGGAGCUGGUGAAGGAGCUGCACCUCCUGAAGACAGACAUCUUCAUGCGCAUGGUGGAGUCUGGCAUGAUGCCGCUGCGUCCUGGAGUCAGCCGGCUCGUCGGGGAGGCCAUAGCCAAGGGCGUGCCGGUGGCGGUGUGCAGCACUUCGAAUGAGCGGGCGGUGUCCACCAUAGUGCGCGUGCUGCUGGGCCCAGAGGUCGAGGCCAAGAUGCGCGUGUUUGCCGGGGACAUCGUGAAGGCCAAGAAGCCCAGCCCUGACAUUUACAACCUGGCCGCCGAGACGCUCCAAGUCAACCCCAGCAGGUGUGUGGUGAUAGAAGACAGCCAGAUUGGGCUGCGGGCUGCAAAAGCGGCUGGAAUGCGCUGCAUUGUGACAGAGUCACGCUACACGGCUGGAGAGGACUUUGACUCAGCCGAUGCUGUUGUGGACUGCAUUGGCGACGCUGGCGAGGAGCGAUUCAGCUUGGAUGACCUGACUGCUGCCGGUAUGAUGCCUGAGGUGGACAAUACAGACACAGUCGGCUAUUUGUUGACAGCACAGCGCUACCACGUGCUGCAAUAUCUGCUUGAAGAAGCUGUGUGGGCGCCAGAAUUUCUGAGGAAUUUGUGGCUUCCCUGCAGGGAAAUUCUGGCAAGAAUGGUAGCGUGGAAGGAGGAUCUUGUAGCUGUUGCUGGAGUGAAUGUUCAAGGCCCACUUUCUAUUCAGUGUUUUUGA